Paramecium sonneborni is the source of this 1888-nucleotide messenger RNA. NCBI's taxonomy places the organism in Eukaryota, Ciliophora, Oligohymenophorea, Peniculida, Parameciidae. The record is from the annotation of a GenBank genome assembly.
AUUUUUUAGUUCAAAUUUUGCUUAAUUUUAAUGUAAUAACCAUAAAUAGAGCUUAUGAAUCUAGAUAAACCUAAGUAAUCAAUAGCUUCGGCAUUGCUAUCUAAGAAAUCUGUGAAGAAGAAUUAACGUAAAUCUAGAUUUUCAAGAUUCUCUAGAAUUAGUAAAUUAUCAGUACAUGACUUGAAGACUGGUUUAUUUUAUAUUCGAGAGAGUUGGAGAAGUGGAAUGGCAACAACAUUUUUAACAAUGCCAUUUGCAAUGAAUGCAGGUAACAAUUCAGGAUUGAAUGCAAGCGUUGGGCUAACUUCAGCAUUUAUUGGAAGUUUUGUAAAUGGAUUGUUUAGUGGAAGUAACCACUCAAUAUAUGUACCGAAUUAGAUGGCAGCUCUUUUCAAUUAUAACAUAACUUAGUAAUAUGGAGAUGAGGCAGUGCCUUGGGUUACUCUAAUGAUUGGAAUAAUAAUAUACGUAUGUGGUUUAUUUAAAUGGCAUCAUUUAAUCGAAUUUAUGCCUAGCUAUGUAAUAGAGGGCUAUUUUUGGGGUUUGGGAUUUUUAAUCAUUAAUAAUUACAUAGGUUAUGGGUUUGGUUUAAGUGAUUUAUAAUCAAAUAGAGGAGUUUAAGUAUAUGAAGAUCGUUUUGAGAUGUAUAAAAGUUAUUUUUAGAGAGGAGAUGUAUAUCAUUUAUACGCAGCUAUAGGGGUUUUCUUAUUUUUAUAUAUUGGAAAUAAGGUGCAUAAACCAUUUCCAUGGGUAUUGGUAAGUACUUUUGUAGGUAUUUUUAUUGGAUAAUUAUUUCCAAAUGAGAGAUGCUUAAGAAGUGUUUAUGGAGAUGUUUCUUUAAGUUUUAAUUGGAUUGAAACAUAUGGUGAAAUAUUUUAGGUGGAUUUUAAGAUACUUUAUAAAUUAUUUUAAGAGGCUAUACCAAUGGCAUUGUAUAUAAUGACAUAGAAUUUGAUUUGUGCAAAGGGAGCUGAAAUAAUGAUAAAUGUUAAAUGUGAUUAUGAUUAAGAAAUUGAAUGUGUAUCAGUUUGUAACAUUUUAUCAGGAUUACUUGGAGGAAUUCCAUGUAAUGCCCAAUAAAGAUUAUAUGUUUUAAAUAUUAAAGUAAAGGAAGUGAAUAGAUGGUCAUCAAUUUUGAAUGCAUUUUCAAUUCUAAUAUUUUAUGGAGUACUAGGUAAAUACUUUAUGGAAAUUCCACUAUUUAUAAUUGGAGGAUAAGUGUUAUAUUCAGGAUAUUAAUGUCCAACUUGGAGUUUUUAUGAUAGAGUUAUUGCUACAAGAAGAUAUUUAACAAUAUUUAAGGUUAUAGCUUUAGCAACAUUGUCUGUAUAUUAUGGUCCAAUACCAGCUUCAUUAAUUGGUAGUCUCUAUGCAUUAUUGAAAUUUGCAGAAACAAUGAGUGCAGCAGCAAGUGAAAUAGUAUUAAAGCAAGGACCUCAGAGUGUUAAGUUAAGACAAUCAAUGACUAGAUAAUAGGAUGGGGAAGAUGAAUAAAGAGUCUAAGUAGAUGUAGAGGAUGAUCUAUUAGAUGAUAUUAAUGUCGAAUAUAUCAUCUAUAGAUUCAAUGGGUCUUUGAAUUACAUUAAUGCAAAGGUAUAGUGAUUAAAUCAUUAAAAGAAUCAUGUGGAGUAGAUCAAACGAUUGCCUGAAAUUGAUACUAUCGUUUUUAGUUUUCGAUAUGUAAGCGUUUUUGAUGAGCAGGCUUUGGAUAGGUUAGGAGUCAUAAUGGAUAAUUUAUUAAGUAAUUGAUUGGUUGAAUUUAGAAAGCGGAAGAGAAUUGUAUUUUACUGGGUUACACGAAUAAAUGAUAGAGCAAAUGAAAUUUAAUUAAUUUUUUAAAGACUUUAUCGAAAUUAAGUCUCAAAAUCUAAAAUUCUUAGGAAAAUGA